Molecule: messenger RNA, 2558 nt
Organism: Funneliformis geosporum
Lineage: Eukaryota; Fungi; Glomeromycota; Glomeromycetes; Glomerales; Glomeraceae
Source: the annotation of a GenBank genome assembly
AUGAAUUUUGAUGAUUUGCUUGGAAAGCAGCGUAAAUCUGAACCUAGAGUGGUUCUUAUAAUUCGUAUAUUCACGUUAUUUAUAAUUUCCUCAUGCAUAAUUGCGUACAUCAUAAUUUUAAUCAAAGAAGUUAUAAAUGAAAUUCCUGCGAUUAAAACCUCGGAAGUUACUGUGGAUUCACUAGCAAUUCCCGAUAUCGUGUUUUCUUUUGGCUAUACUUUUCAAGUUUAUUGCUAUUUUGUAUGGACUAUUAAUGGAUUUUAUUCUAGAAAUGAAACUGAUCGUUGUACACAGUAUAUAACUUUUCCAAAAUAUAUUGAAGGGGAAUAUAGUGGAUAUUUUUCUUUAAAUGAUCAAUCGCAGUAUUUUCAUUCCAUGAAACUUAAACAAAAUGAAGAACGGUUAGAUUAUUUGACAUUUUUAAUAAUUGUUGACGACCCAAAUUUUAAUGUUUCUAUGGUAAGCUUUUCUACCCUACCGCCUUACUCGGUUAUUUUUGAUUCAGAAGGAAUUUUUACCGGCGAAAAAGAAGCUAAUUAUUAUAGUUAUAUGGUCAUUAAACCAAGUUCGUUUAUAAGUUAUAUUGAAACCGAACAGAGAUCUAGCACGUACAUGGGAAUUUUUGGAGUUAUAGACGGUGCAUGGGGUUUGGUUGUGGCAUUUUAUGCCUUUCUAUUUGGCGCGUCAUUAAUCCAUCCGUGGGGUAUUAUACAGAAAUAUUGUUGUGGAAUUAAACCAAUAACACAGAGCAAGUUAAGAGAAUCGUUGUCUAUUUUACCGUUAACUGAUUCCUCGUUAUUGGAUGACAAGGAUAAAGUAGAAGAAGUUUCCGUAGAAGAAUUUAAUCGGAUGAAAGAAAAGUUGAAAUCCUUAGAAAUUUUAUUAAGAGAAUAUGUUAUAGAUGUAAAGUUUCUACAAAGUAUUGAUAAUGUUAAUAUUACAUAUAUGGCAAUUUUAAUCAAUGAUGUAAAAAGGGAAAUUCCUGCAAUAAAAACUUCGGAAGUUACGGUGGACUCACUCGCAAUUCCCGAUGUCCUAAUUUCAUUUGAUCGUCCUUUUCAUAUUUAUUGUACUUUCGUAUGGAAUAUUAAUGGAUUUUAUUCUAGAAAUGAUAGCGAAUCUUGCAUGAAAUACAUCACUCAACCAACAUAUAUUGGAAAAUUAUAUACUGGAUAUUUUUCUUUAAAUGAUCAAUCACAGUACUUUACUCCCAUUAAAACAGAUAAAGAAUGUUUUGAAUCUUUGGCAAUUGUGGUUAUUAAUGAUGAUCCAAAUUUUAUUAAUAAACCAUCACUUUCUUCAAUAAUACCUUUCGCAAUAAUUUUCGAUUCAGAGAAUAAUCCUAUUAAAUUAUCAGACGGUACAUUAGACUUAUCAAAGACAAAUAUGUCUCAAUCGACAAUUGAUGAAAACGAGUUAUUAUUGAAUAAUGUGUUUGCAUUGGCAGAUAGAAUGUUCUCUUUAGUGAAUUUUACGAAAUAUAUAAAAAGAAGUAUAAUUCCAAGUUGGAUAAGUGAUAUUGGAUUAUUUUUCAAUCACAAAGAAAGUGCUUAUAUUAAAGCAAAGUUUAUUCAGGGAGUUUUUGUUGCUGAAAGCGAACGUUUAAGUGGAAUUAAAGUUAAACCCGAUUCCUUUAUUAAUCAUAUUGAAACCGAACAAAUAACUAGUACGUACUUGGGUAUGAUUGGAGUUAUAGGCGGUGCUUGGGGACUAGUCGUGGCAUUUUAUGCUUUUCUCUUUGGCGCAUCAUCAAUCCAUCCGUGGGGUUUUAUACAAUCACAUUGUUAUGGAAUUAAACCAAAAACUCAAAGCAAAUUAAGAGAAUCAUUAUCUAUUUUGCCAUUAACUGACUCUUCCUUACAUAGUACAACAAACGAGAUCUCUGUGGAAGAAAGAUUGAGAUCUUUAGAAAUUUUAUUAAGAGAAUAUGUUAUUGAUGUAGAAUACUUGCAAAGAAUUGAAAAUAAAAUUCAAGUUAGAAAGGAUAUUGAAUCUUGUACGCAAUACAUAGUUUCUCCAAGAUAUCUUAAAGGAACAUACAGAGGAUAUUUUUCUUUAAACGAUCAAUCAUAUUUGUUUGCUUUCUCGAAACAAAAUGAAGAACGGUUAGAUUCUUUGGUACUAACGAUCCUAGUUGAUGAUCCAAAAAAUAACCCUAUCAAGUUAUCAGAUGGUACAUUAGAUUUAUCAAUGUUGAACAUUUCUCGAAUCAUUUAUGAACGGGAGUUAACUGAUAAUUGUAUUAUUCCAAGUUGGAAAAAUAAUUUUGGAAUGUUUUUAAAUUAUAAAGAAAGUGUUUACAUUAAAACAAAGUUGGAUCGUAAAGACAUAUCAUAUCCUAUUGAUGGAAUCCCAGAUGAUCUUUAUUUUAGUAUUGCUUUUUUUAGACCAAAUUCAUUUAUUGAUAUUAUUGAAGUUGAACAAAGUAUGAUAAAAGAAAUUUCUUUGGAAGAAAAAUUGAAAUCUUUAGAAAUUUUAUUAAGGGAAUAUGUUAUUGAUAUAAAGUAUCUACAAAGCAUUGAGAACAGUGAGAUUAGAACAGAAAAUAACCAAAAUGA